ACGGGACGGGAGUUCCAACUCUCAAGUUUUAACUGCUUCGAAAAUUUGGAAGCUGGAAGCUAAAGCAUAAUUCCCCAAAUUCCUUCAACGCCGGCCGGCCCGACUGUAAAUCGAAGGCCGAGAAAUUCCCGCCAUCGCCGUCCUUCUUCCAUCAAGCGGCGCGUAAAUUCUUUUUGAUGGGGAUGCAGUGGUUACUGGUCUGCCAUGGUCUGAUCACCCUGCUGGUUGUGAUCUCGUUUCUCUGCGGUCAAUGGCCAAUCUUUCAGGGGACUUUCAUCGAACGAAUCCACUACUUCCUCACUUUCGGCGCUUACGAUUACUUCCAGAGGCUUGUUGGGGCUGUGUUUGGGAGCAAAGGCACCAACUUCAUCCUCUCCAUCGAGUAUUUCUGCUGCGAUCGCCCUAAUCCUAUUCUUCAGAUUUUGUAUGUGGCAAUAAUUGGAGGAAUUUAUUACAUGAUUGCAAAUUCGUGUUUUAGCUACAUGCCUGGUUACUAUCUAAGUGGAGCUCACAGAUAUAUAAGCUUGAUGGGAGUUGUUGUUGGUAUUCUGUUUUUCAUUUUAACAAGCUUUUCUGAUCCCGGGAUAGUGAAGCCUGAAAACGUCUUGCAAUAUCUGAAUGCAUAUCCUUAUGACGAAGUCCUAUACAAGGAGAAAGAAUGUACCACAUGUAAAAUUCCAAAACCUGCUAGAUCAAAGCACUGCAGCAUAUGCAACCGAUGUGUUGCCCGGUUUGACCAUCAUUGUGGUUGGAUGAAUAACUGUAUAGGGGAGAGAAAUAACCGGUACUUCUUGGGUUUUCUUUUGUGGCAUUUGCUUUUGUGUCUUUAUGGAAGUGUUGCUGUAGCGUUGGUUCUUGCAGGGCGAUUGAAAGAACUGAGAGUUGUUUAUAUUUUAACUGUUUACUAUGGAAUCGAGAAUACAUUUCGCGAUUUGGCUCCUCAUGUUGUACAAUGGCUGUUGAGAUCCUACAACACUCAAAUACUUCUCAUGAUCUUUCUCGCCAUAGUUUCUCUCUUAUUAGCCGGAUUCUUUGGCUACCAUGUCAACCUUUGUCUCACCAACACCACAACAAAUGAGACUUUCAAGUGGCAGGAGCACCUAACCUGGCAAAAGAAGCUAAAUGAAGCUCGAGCAAGCGCUGCGGCACUGAAAGCAAGCAUCAGCGACUUGCGCAUGGAAGCAAAGCCUCCGGAAAGCAAAUGGAAAGCCUUUUUCCGAAAAUCCCCACUUGAAGAUGCCGUGGAGGCCAUUGCCAAGCAAAACACAUACAACAAGGGAUGGUUCAGCAAUCUUGGUGAGGUCAUCUUUCCUUUCUCAUCAAGACCGUCGUUUUCUCAGACGAAAACAAAGGCUGGCUGAGUUAUACACACAAGGAGAGCUCUGUUUCCCUGCCCCAUUCCUCCGCUCAUAUGACCAUCUGGAAAUGGGAGAAAUUGCAGCCUUGAAAGAAAUGCAUGAAGGAAGCUGUUGAGAGCCAGCCAUGCAAACAUUGCUUUGUUCAUGGAUUUUGUUCUUGGCCUUUGGCUAUACAAGUUUUCGUUAUAGGGGGAAAAAACACUUCUUUUAGAUGUAUAAUGUAUUCCAGCCGUUGCCAUGCUGCCUAAAUAUCCUGUGUCGGAACUGGUACUACUAGAAACAGAUUCCUGCCGUAUACCCAAACUCUCACUUACUAAUAUCAACACUUGGUCAUGUUAAAGCUAUGUUCCUUAUCUAUGGCUCGUCGGCAACGUCUGCAACUAGAAUGACCCCUUCCUCUAUCAAGCGAGCUGCGGCCGAGGGCCCGGUUUCAUAUCUCUAGCCCGUACAUAGGUAAGGAACUGGCCUGGCAGUUCUUCCAGAAGAGCCUGAACAGCAGAGAGCCGCCCACUGUGAACUUCUCGCAUGGGAACGAAUUGUACGAUGUCUCUGGUAGCCACUCGCCCAGUGGAACUCUCUAGACGACGACCAUUAUCACCAUCAAGGAUCUGCAGAAACAAGCAAAAGAUUACAAGUCGAUAAGUAGGGUGCUAAUGGUUCCGGUCAACCAAAAUCAAAACCACUGUUUUGGUUUUGCUGAACCGAAAUUAGAAAUUUUGGGCUUGGUUUCACCAAAGACCAAAAAUGAGUUUUCGACGG
Messenger RNA from Linum tenue, 2117 nucleotides. The record is from the annotation of a GenBank genome assembly. NCBI's taxonomy places the organism in Eukaryota, Viridiplantae, Streptophyta, Magnoliopsida, Malpighiales, Linaceae.